Molecule: messenger RNA, 5461 nt
Organism: Opisthorchis viverrini
Lineage: Eukaryota; Metazoa; Platyhelminthes; Trematoda; Opisthorchiida; Opisthorchiidae
Exons: 16
Coding region: 1132-4890 (1252 amino acids)
Biological process (GO): cell surface receptor protein tyrosine kinase signaling pathway; positive regulation of kinase activity; protein phosphorylation
Cellular component (GO): signaling receptor complex
Molecular function (GO): ATP binding; transmembrane receptor protein tyrosine kinase activity
Source: RefSeq, a predicted model, not a curated record
CCGGCCGUUUAGAGAUCCAUGGCACCGUUGGUGUUCAGUGUUAAGAUUCACUUGGUACAACUAUGUGCCUUCCCGCAUUUGUUUCUCUUGUACUUCUGGCACUGAAGUUGCAUCCUGGUUACGCUGCUUCCCCGUGUCUCAGUUCUUCUGGUAAGAAUCCCUUGUUGCUUCCCUCUGUGAUGUCCAUGCAUUUUAGAAAUUUUAACAUGGAACCGGCAUUUAUAUUUCGACAAAAAACCGUUUACACUGAAACUUGCGGCCACAGACGACCCGGUGCAUCAACUUGUCAAUCACAUCUUUGCUAUUCUCGCGCGUGAGCGCCUGGGCUAUCAAAAUGUUGAGUUCGUGCAUUUGGAAGAGGACGAUGAUAUUGCACGAACGAUAGACGGCCUUAAGCCCAGUGAUAAAAGUCAUACCUCUUUGCCGAAUGUACACUUGAAUCUACUCCUGUGGCUUCCCAGUGGAAUCGAUAUCAACCACUGGGCACCACCGUCAACCAUCACUGAUCACGGUCCCCUUGGGCCUACGCGUCAGUGGGAAUUGAGAUCUCAGUCCGAGUUUUCCGGGUCAUCGCGAUCCAAGAAAAACACCUGGUCUUUCAAAUUUGAGAAUUCAUGUUCAGAAAACCCGUCUGCAUACUUCGAACGAAUUUCUGCCCUUAUUGAUCGAGAAGUCCAUUCGAACGACAGCAGUUUUACUGGUCAGCCAGUUACAGUCUACGAGUGGACCGUCGAAGGCUCAAACAUCAAGUCGAACACCUACAAAUGGAUUGAUCCUCCACUUUGCGGCACUCUGUCCUCCAUAACACCGGGAAACGGUGUUGAGACAAUCCCAACCGUUCGAGACUCUGAAGACAAACUUUGUCGGACCGAGUCGUAUCAGGCAGUCAAAAUCUCAUGGGCAAACUUGAGUUCAAUCAGUCCGCCUAUACACAAGUUGGCCUCGCGCAUCUAUUUGGCAGAUUACGAUUUUGAGGAACUUCGACGGAAGGUUGCCCGGUUACGAGUUGGUAGCUCCGCUUUGGAAGGCUUCUUCCAUGAGAGUGCAUGUAGCUGGCUCCGUAGAAAUCCAUCCAAGUGGGUGUCUUGGACCGAGGGCUGGAAUCAAAAGUUGAACUUAACUGUAGCCUGGAUGUCGGAUAGCAUAUAUUUCGGUCUGAAACAGGUCGCUGAACAAGCCAUUGCGUUGCUCAAUGGUGCUGCGUCUUACUUUCGGGACACAGAGUACGCAUUCACGUUGCAUGCUCACCAUUGUCAGGAUGGUAUGGCGUUGAAUGAAUACUUCAAAAUUCUGGCUGGAUCAGCAGAAAACCGUUUGAUUGGGACCAUAGGUGACGCAGAACCCUGGACGGUGAACGUGAAACUGUCUACGGCCUCUGAGGUUUAUGACUGUAUGUGUUCUCCCAAGCGCCACCGAGCCUCUGGUCCAGUUGACCUCCCACCUGCACUGAUCAAAGCGGCUAUCCCUUCAGACCGUAUGGAAAGCGUGGUUGAAUUGUCAAAUUUGCGCAAGAAGUUAAUUCUCAGCCCAACACUGGCGACGGCGCAAUUUCUAGAACGACGACGCUAUCCCUACUUCUUUCGGACAAUACCAGCGAUGACUCAAGCCAACUAUAUUCUCCUUCGUCUAUUUCUCAAAUGGAACUGGCGUCGCUUGGUCAUCCUACGCAAACGGGAUCACUUCUUCAACGCGCGUCUUUUCCAGGCCAAGAAUAUCGAAAUAAUCGAUAUGCAGUUGGAAGAGCAGCAACUGACCUAUAAGAAGGCUCGACAUUCUUUGGAGAAUUUAAAGAAGUUGAAUAGUCGCAUCUUCGUCGUGGAAUACGAGGCCGUCGGAACCUACCGCGUUCUGUGUGCCGCCUACCACCUAGGCAUGCAUUUCGAUGCCGGAUACGUUUGGUUCCUGAACCCCUGGCUUAGUGAUGGCUGGUGGCAACAUGAGAGCCUCUCCGGAAUAAAAGAAUGCACUCAUCAGCAAAUAGCCAAUAUCAGCUCAUUCACCUUCUCCGUCGGACAUCAGUGGAUGAUUCCUGACCUGUAUUUCUCCGAAGAUGAGUUAAUUGUCUCGCCGCCAUCUUCGUCCUCAUCUACCAAUCACUCUGCUGACCGUAGUGACCUCGUGUUUCACAACAAAACCUCGUCUCUACUUAACGUUGGAAACACAAAACGGCAACAUCCCGGGGCUACAAAACAACGCCCGAAGCGCCAGGCUGUAGGGGAUCGGAGUCGCAUUUCUGCUGCUUUGAGGAACUCUUCGCAUAGCUACAAUCUCUUCGACGACAGCAACCAAUCUAAAUGGUACCAGGCCUAUACGACCGAUGCGGUGAUUGCGCUCGGCGUGGCAGUGGUAAAUCUCUUAAAGAGUAACCCAUGGGCGCUGUUCGAAUUAGAUAGGCCUCAGAUUGCAGAGACCUUGCGUGACUUGGUGUCACAGACAAACUCUGCUCCGUUCGGUCUGUUCAAAACGUACUUCAUCUCCUCACUCUUCCGCAGUCCACUCGGACUGCACUUCAACUCUUUAAAUGAGCGUGUGGCUAGCCACUGGGUGGUAAAACAAACACGGGGCAACACAACUGUGCCCGUGUUUUGGUGGAGCGUCAUCCAGAAGCAAUCACAACAACCACUGGUGAGCGCAGCUCAUCAUAAUCAGUCGACAAGCCAGACUACUGAUUCGAAGGCGAACAGUACAGUUGAUGGAGAGGUGAGUGACCAAAACAAGACGAAUGUUGAGAUUCAAGAUCUGCUCGACGCGUUCGCCUCAUUCGAACGCCAUACUUCGAUGAAUAUUGCCGACAAGGUUGACUGGAGUCGAAACGGAGGACCUCCACCUGAUGGGUCUCAGGUCGCAGAUACCUGUGCUUUCCCAUUUCUAAGCAACACACUGAGGAUGGGAUGUACCGGGGCAACGGUGUUCGUCGCUGUAUCUAUCACCCUGGUUUGCCUGAUCCCCGUUAUUCUGGCCAGCUUACAUUAUCGAAGAAAGUUACGCGAGGCAGAGCGGCUAACAAGAAAGCCGUUCGAGGAAUUGUGUGAAGAGUUGGCCGAUCUUAAUAUUCCAAUGGAGGCAGUCGUGCUCAACCGCCAUAUUGGCCAGGGUGCGUUCGGUUUGGUUUUUGGCGGUGAGGUCAAAACGAACGGGACCUGGGAGGCUGUCGCGGUCAAAGUACUCAACGAGAAGGCGACCUACGAGGGGAAAAUCGACUUUCUGUCCGAGGCCAAACUGAUGCGUUCUUUGGAACACCGCAACGUCGUGCGGCUCAUCGGGAUCUCAUUGAAUUUGAAAAACACUAUUUAUUUGAUCAUGGAGCUGAUGUUGCUGGGUGACUUGAAGACAUAUCUGCUGUCUCGACGUAUCCUAGCUCAACGGUCCCCCGACCACGAAGAUAUUCGUCCCAGCACGCUGACAAACAUGAGCAUCGACAUCGCGCAAGGAGUUCAGUAUUUGCAUAGCAAGAACCUAAUUCACCGGGAUAUCGCCUGUCGUAAUUGCCUGGUCGCAUCGGAUCACGUUGUCAAGAUUGGCGAUUUUGGGCUUACACGUGAGAGGACCACAAACCGACCCGAUGGGUAUUAUCGUUUCACCAGAAAUUGUGAACUGCCUAUACGGUGGAUGUCUCCAGAAGCUGUGCAAUACGGCAUGUUUAGCGUGCAGUCCGACAUUUGGUCGUAUGGGAUAACACUGUACGAGAUUGUCACUUUUGGGGUCUUCCCCUACAGUGACAUGUGUGAUGUCGAGGUGGUAGAGCGGAUCAAACGAAUGGAAUUCAGCAUUUCGGAUUUCUUGCCAGCAAGUGCCAGAAACACCGUUGUUUGGAACCUCAUACGACUCUGUUGUCAACAUCAGUUUGGUGAUCGACCUUCGUCGAUGGACCAAGUACUACAGGUACUGUACGAUUAUCCGGAAUGCGUUCGUCCGUUCCUCACAGAUGAGCCACCCAAACCCACCCUCGUCACGGAUCAAACGCCCCUGGUUCAACCCGUUCUUGACGGUACCACAGUCCGGGCUCCUCCGAUCUCCGGCUACUCAGUGAAUGACAGUUGUGUUAGUGAUAUGGGCCUGGGCGCUGGCUUUCGCAACCUUCGUUGUUCGUCUGCGACCGAUUUUCAUCCACUUCAGAGCAGCUUGUCACUACAAUUCGGAGAUCAGCUGGAAGAGAACGCUCAGCGUGUUGUUGAUACCGGAGUGCGCUAUUAUUAUCCUCGCAGAAACCGCCUAAGUCAUUCGUCACUUCACAAUCUGGGCGGUGGAGGAGCUGGGGACUGUCUCAAAGCGUGCUCGAACCACAGUGUUGUGGUAUCUUCAGCUUGUAUUGGUGAACACAAUCAUGCUAACUUGUCCGGUUCGGCGUCUUCUGAAUCGUCCUCAUCAUCUCAGUGCCCUGGUUUCUUUCUCCCACCCUCUGUACCCCAAUCUCCACAGCAAGAAGCCCACAAGCCGCUUCUUUUGACCAGCACUGUCAAUAGCUUUCGUGAGAGGACUGAUGCCAAGAUGUACAGCAACAAUCGGCGGCGUUCUCCAUCUUUGAGCCAGUCACCGGCGCUAGAAGGUCGCGCUGAGUCGUUGAAACUGCUGCCCCGCGAUGGGACACCAAACGUUGCAAAGAGUACGGAACUGAAUGUGUAUCGACGUCUUUGUGGUGUCCCUCAGAGAAGCCUGUCUGUGACAAACGUUCACGAAUUGGUGCGGUCGGAAGUACAGACUCCCGAGUUUACUACAGACGAGGAUCUAACUUUCUAUUCUGUUGGUACCUCAAUUUUCAGCCCAGUUUCGCCCAAUCUCAUACGAGCCGAUUGCUCCUGUCCGUUUCCCGCGAAACGUGCUUCCGGUGAUACCCACGAUUCCUGUGGCUUGGAUCCGCUUUAUUGUCACAGUUUUGAACACCCUCCAUGAUUUGUCUCUUCAAUUUGAUCUGUUCCACAUGGCAUUUUCAUCCCACUUUUAUCACGGUCCUGAACUUCUCUCUUUCAUUUCGUUCUCAUCAAACUCUGUCACUCACGGCGCCGAUACCAUAUCAUAGCAUUUUGUUCCUUUUCCCGUCUGCAUGUCUCAUGCAGCGCUUCAACUUUUUGAAGGUAUACUUACUGAAUCGGGCAUCAUCACACACACAACUACUUGCGUUACUUGGAAUGCUUCUGUCUCUGUGAAAACUACUUUUGUAGGUCUUUGUAGGUAGUAAGACCUUCGUCAUACUCGAUCACUAUUUCCUAAAUCACGAUAGUUUUUGCCAACGCUUUUGUCGAUCAUUCAGUGUUUAAUCAUUGCAAACUUCAUUUUGUCAUCACCCCUUUGGUGUGCGACUUCUUUGUGGUCUGGAUUCGUUUCCUCUCAGAUGUCCACCUGGAGAUAGCGAAACAACCAUGGUUGAAAGGAACAGAUCAUCAGUACUGUGGGCCGAACAGUUUUUACGCAUGUAUGCAGGUUAUUUGUUUUAUGCAGGGAAUAAAAUUCUUUUCAACUGGAA